CGUGGCCCAGCUCUGACUGAGUUGGGAUAACAGUGGUGGAGGCUGCUUGGGAACUUCAGGAAUGCAUCCUGGGAAAAUACUGAUGCAAACAACGUCCCCACUUUCUCGUUAUUAUCAGUAAAUACGCGUUUGUGUCAUAGAUAAGCGGAAUAGAGCAGUAUUUGUCUACAGGCAGUACGAUGAUCGCGUGAUGUUUUAUGUUUUUCAUAAACUCGUCGCGAAAGUUUUUGCCGCUAACCUGCGCGUCUCUCCAUCCUUUAUUUCUCAAGUAUGUCAUGUUUGAUGCUUUAACGUUGGAUGCAGAAGACCAGUUUGUGGCUGUAAACACAUACACACAUGCUACUGGUGAAGUUUGCAUAAGGACACACCUGGAAUAAUCUUUCAUCUUGGGAUUUAAAAUGAAAGUAACAGUGACUUUUGGAAGGACCGGUGUGGUCGUCCCGUGUAAGGAAGGAUGGACAGUUCGUGAUCUCAUCCAGCAAGCCACCCAGAGAUACAGAAAACUGCUGGAGCAGGAGGGAGAUUUCCUGGUACGAACUCACCAUGUUGAAUACUGUGAUGGGGGAAUUCUCGACCCUGAUGAUGUGCUAACAGAUCUGGUGGAAGACAAGGACAGGCUGAUCGCUGUGUAUGAGGAACAGGAAGCCCAGCAGGGGACCGCCGUGAGUCCCAGGAACGGAACAGGAAGCUGCUUAACGGGACAGUCCAGUCCAGAACCGUACGACUCUGAACUCGCCUGCUUCCAGCCAAUCAAAGGAGGAGAAAUUGAAGUCAACUCCUCUGCCCUCAAAUCCAGUACUCCUUUGUUGGUACGGAGCAGCAGUGAUUCAGCCCUUGCAGCCUCUCAGAUGGAGGAUCUGAAUGACAGAGCCACGGGAAUGCACAUUCAAACUGACAUGGGCUAUUCUGGCGAGGUGUCCGACUGCAACAACUCUGACCAUAUUAAUCUCAGCAGCCUCACAAAGACCGUGGAGAUUUCAGGAGAACAAGGGCCUUUAGGAAUACACGUGGUUCCUUACUGUUCCUCUCUCAGUGGAAGGGCUCUGGGCCUGCACAUUCGAGGCGUGGAGGAAAACAGUCGCUCCAAAAGGGAAGGAUUCUUUCAGGAUGAUGAGUGUAUUGUCAAAAUCAAUGAUUCUGAAUUAUUGGACAAAUCUUUUUCACAAGCACAGGAAAUAUUUCGCCAAGCCAUGCGUUCACCCAAUAUUCGUUUAGAAGUCAUACCAGUCAUUAAUAAAGAUCGCUACGAGAAGGGUCUGAUCAGUCACCUUUUCAACUCACAAAACCGUGACGCAUCAACACGGACCAAAGAUCCUCCGCCGCUGAAGGUGAAGCCCAUUGUGCGGCCCACGGAGAUGUCCUCGGGAUGGCAAGCUGAGCUCCAAGAGUCUAGCAGCAGUCUAGAGAGUCACUCUCUAGGAUCUUCAUUACCCCUCAGCAUCUCGCCCGUCCCCAGGAGCAAGAAUAGUGAGAGUCCCCUUCUAAAAAAGAACGUAGGACCAUCACUUCUGCAAAACCAGUUCAAAAAGAGCGGAAAGAGAAUCAGAAUCGACCUAAAGAAAGGUCCUGAAGGACUGGGCUUCACGGUUGUGACCAGAGAUUCUUCAGUACAUGGACCCGGGCCCAUCCUGGUCAAAAACAUCCUACCCAGAGGCGCUGCAGUCAAAGAUGGCCGCCUGCAGUCAGGUGACAGGAUCCUGGAAGUUAACGGUGUGGACAUUGCGGGUCAUACACAAGAGGAACUGGUGGCCAUGUUACGCAGUACUAAACAAGGCGAAAGUGUCUGUCUAGUUGUGGCCAGACAAGAAGACAUGUUCCUGCCACGGGAACUGAAAGAGGAGCAGGCACGCUUGCUGUUGUCUGAAGAAGGGAAGGAGCAGCUGAUGUUCGAGGUUCCUCUCAAUGACUCUGGUUCAGCCGGGUUAGGGGUCAGCCUGAAGGGUAAUAAGUCUCGUGAGACCGGAGAGGACCUGGGCAUCUUCAUCAAGUCCAUCAUCCAUGGAGGAGCAGCUUUUAAGGAUGGGCGUCUACGUGUCAAUGACCAACUUAUUGCCGUCAAUGGUGAAACACUUUUGGGGAAGUCCAACCAUGAGGCCAUGGAGACCCUGCGGAGAUCAAUGUCCAUGGAAGGGAACCUCAGAGGAAUGAUCCAACUGGUGAUACUCCGUGUUGUUCCACCACUUAAUCAGGAGUUCCAGGAAACGCGGCGGAUUCUCAAUCGAUCCUUUGAUAGCUGCGUGGGACAGGCGGGGCACCUCGGCCAAUCGGACGACGGCGUUCAGCCCCCCAUGGUGAUGAACAGCAUCUACGAGAGAUGUGCGGUUCCGAAUGGGGGAUACGGUCACGUGGUAGAGGGGGAGGAUGAAGGGUUGGUCGCUAAUCCGCAGAGGCAGGACAGUCUGAAACUCCAGCAGAGUGUGAAUUCAAGUCUUCGUUCAGCUGACGCGUCUGUGACUGACGGGGUUAAGAAGACUCAUAUGGAGCAGAAUCAUGUGAAGUCUUCUAAGAGCAUGGAUCUGGGGAGUGAAGGGGUUGAAUUGGGACCCACGUUAGGUCUGAAGAAGUCCAGCUCUCUAGAGAGUCUACAGACUGCCAUGACUGAGGCCAAGAAAAACGAGCUGCUGUCCUUUCACAGGCCCCGCCCUCACAUGGUCAGGGGGCGUGGCUGCAACGAGAGCUUCCGUGCAGCUAUCGACAAAUCCUACGAUGGGCCACCAGAGGAUGAGGACGAUGAUGGUUCGGAUCAGAGUUCUGGACGAGACACUCCUGCCAGUGGUUCCUCCAGACAAGGCGCAGGAGACAAUGAGGAAAACAAGAAGGACAAGAAGAAGAAGGUCAAAGGCAAGAAAAAAGACAAGUUGAAGAGCAAAGGAAAGGAGAAAGAAAAGAAGAAAACAGAGGAGGCCAGUGAUGAGCUGGAUAAGAAGACCAAGAAGAAAGGUUUUGGGCUGCUAAGAUUUGGAAAGAAGAAAGAAGAGAAGUGCAAGACGGAUACAAAAAUGAAUGUGCAGAAGCAGAUGUCAGAAAUUCUGAGUGAGGAAGAGUUGGAAAGGAUGAAGGAGGAAAGAGAAAGAAUUGAGGCCAAGCACCAGGAACUGAGGGAUCGGCAAGUUCGAGAUCGUUUUUCCCCACCUGACGUAGAAGACGACGACCAUGAUCCAAACUACGCCCGUAUCAACACCUUCAGGGAGCGCGGCUCACCUUCUCAGCCCAUUUAUGGUAACCGCAGUCCCUCCCCACAGAGACCCCCGAUGCCAGUGUCACACAGCAGAGAUCCGUCCACAGAAGACCCUCUGGAUGGUCUGUAUGCCAAAGUCAACAAACAACGAAGCCCACCAACCCCUGCAGCAGACAGCAGUAUGGAGCGUAUCCAGCAGCUGAGGAGGGAGUAUCUCCAGGCCCGUAGAGAAGGAGCAGCUCCUGCCUACGAGGAUGUGGAGGCCCGGCGGAGAGGUCCAGAAUAUGAACCGCACAGAAUGCCUGUGAGAAACCCUGACCCCAGAUUGGCACCCCGUUAUGAGGACGUAGAGCGACAAUACGCCUCCCUGCCCAGAAGACCACCAGAAACAAAUGAGUAUCCAGUACAGCCAUGGGCUGGGCACAGGGACCCUGCACACUACCCAAACCCACAGUCGGGCUACCACCCCAACUACCCCCCCAGAGAUAACUACCCUCGUUCUGCAGACCCUCGGGUUGACUCUGGGUUCUAUCAUCCUCCUCCGCAGCAGAGGGGUCCGCUUCGGCAGGACGUGCCCCCUUCUCCCACUAUUCCCCCUAGGGUCCCUCGGUACGACACCAUGAACCGCGGCGGAUACCGGAACACCAGCCCGGAACGCUUUGCGUACGGAGAGGCGCGGCAUUCGGACCCGAGGCAGAAAAACCCUAUGACUGCAGCUGUUUAACCUUUUUAUUACUUUUCCUGUGUACAAUGUUUAUACUGUAAGCACCAAUCAUGAAUAUAGACAUGUUUUACUAACAAUUUCAUAUUCUCUGUUUGUCUGCCAAAGCUACAUCUUUGAAUUGUAAUGAUGCAGUGGUCAUAGGGAUAAUCAUUAAUGAACCCUGCUGCACUUUUAAAGUGUUUCUUAUUUGUGCACCUGUGUAUUACUUCUAUGUAUGCGUGUGUGUGUGCGUGCGUCGGGAUGAGUUAUGAUCAAUACUACUUUUAUUAACACGAUACUAUACAAUCUUUACAGUAAAACUGUGAAACGUACAUAAAUGUGUGGUAAAGAGUUUAAAGAUGAAGGGUGUUGGGUACGUUUGAGCACUCCGUAUGCUUCUUGAAUGAAGCCUUACUUUUCUAUGACUAUUUGACUCCACAUGGUCACCAGUCAAUCGCUUUGUGAUCCUGCAAGUGAAAGACUUUAAUGUUGAAUGACACUUUAUAAGUGAAUAUCAGUAAGUCUUAAGUAUUUCUCUUACGUGACACAGUACAGCCUUAUGCUUAAACCGUCCCAUAUGUGACUAUAUUAUAUAAACAGAGAAAGAUGAAGAGAAUGAGCUUGUUUGUCAGGAAGAGGAAAGGAGCGUCCAAAGAACCUCUGACACAGAGGAAGGAUGAGAUGGGGCAGAUCUUUACCCCAUCAGCCGUGAAUCUGGGCUUACAGCGUUCCCACCUGAAGCCACACCUAUCACAUUUUAACAUUUGGAAUGAGCCGUCGUAUUAACCUGCAAAAAUAAAUUGUUUAGGCACUUCGAAUGUUUUCUAGUUUAAAGUGUUUAUGUAUUUUUUCUAUAUACUAUUUCACCUGUUUAAUAAUUACUUUUUUACUUACGGUACAAAAGGCCCUCUCUGCCUUCAGAGUUCAGGUUAACAUGCAAGUAUUAUUGACCGUAGCAUGUAAUAAUCACGUCAAACACAUAUGUAGCUUUUACAUAACUAAAUGAUUUGUGCACCUAGUAUCAGUGCAUACAUUAAUACCAUGUAAAAAAAACUUGUCUUUUGUAUGACACAUUUACAAUAAAUAUGCAUUUGAAAUAA
Messenger RNA from Misgurnus anguillicaudatus (oriental weatherfish), 4981 nucleotides. It is a transcript of the gene pard3bb, whose product is annotated as par-3 family cell polarity regulator beta b. The record is from RefSeq and is a predicted model, not a curated record. Gene Ontology annotation, biological process: microtubule cytoskeleton organization; establishment of cell polarity; intracellular protein localization. NCBI's taxonomy places the organism in Eukaryota, Metazoa, Chordata, Actinopteri, Cypriniformes, Cobitidae. Gene Ontology annotation, cellular component: cell cortex; adherens junction; apical plasma membrane. Gene Ontology annotation, molecular function: protein binding; phosphatidylinositol binding.